Messenger RNA from Aspergillus aculeatus ATCC 16872, 1305 nucleotides. RefSeq lists its product as uncharacterized. Bases 1 to 1182 code for a protein of 393 amino acids. The transcript is spliced from 6 exons. The record is from RefSeq and is a predicted model, not a curated record. NCBI's taxonomy places the organism in Eukaryota, Fungi, Ascomycota, Eurotiomycetes, Eurotiales, Aspergillaceae.
AUGGACGCUGUUCCAGCCGCCACGCCUCCACCGGGGGUGACCGCAAAUCUAGUGGACCCCCCUUCUGAUGGAAACAUCCUGAUUAUCGUGGGGACUAUUCUCAUGAGUGUCAUGUUUGUUAUUGCUGGGCUGAGAUUCUAUACGAGGAUUUGCAUUCGCAGGAAGAUGAGCGCUGAUGAUUGGACCACAUUGAUUGCGAUCAUUGGUACGCUGGUAUACUAUAUUCUAUGCAUUCUGGCUGUCCCGGUGGCCAAAUACGGAACGCACGUGUGGAAUCUGUCAGCGGCGCAUCUGAUGAGCAGCCAAUUCAUAAUUAUCAGCUUCUUCAUCAAUUGGGUGACCUCCAUUGUCUGGCCAUUUGCGAAGACCACAUUUCUGCUGAUGUACCUGGAUCUCUUCAAGCCAUUCCGGUGGCAGAGAUAUGCCAUCUACUUCGGACUAUUGGUCAACUGGGGAUUCUAUAUAGCGAUCGCAGUGGCAACGCUCUACUAUACCUCCCCCGCGCCCGGCCAAAGCUGGCAGGAGUCUUUCCUGAGCCCCCGGUAUACAGGCAUGGUGCCUCUGAUGAUUCCCAUCGCAGUGGGCAAUCUAGUUCUCGACGUCUACAUCCUAAUCUUACCGAUGCUAUCGAUCUGGCGUCUGCAGAUGGGACGGAAGAAAAAGUUCGGGGUGGCCGCGAUUUUCGCGACCGGGUUCGUGGCAUGCAUUGCCUCGUCCCUGAGCAUUUACUUCAAAGUCAUCUUGCGUCACCACGAAGAAGACUUCACCUACUACACCCUGCCCGUCUUGAUCAUGUGUCUUGCUGAGAUGUGCGUCGGUAUCACCGCUAGCUGCAUGCCAUCCAUGUCGCUUCUCAUCCGACGGCGGGGAGGUUUCCUAGGCACCAUGGUCUCAUCACUUCUCAACUUCGUCCGGAAGCAUGACUCGCGGAACGCGACAGAGCGCAGCAGUGGGUCGGGGUCGGGGUCCGGGUCGUUUGGUAAGUUGUGGUUCCCCGCAAUACGUGCGCCACGGCAUUCAUACACGACCAUGGAUGAGGACUUGGAAUUGUGCCAGACGAGGGUGAUGAAAACCAGCAUCCGUAGCGAAAACUGGCAGCCUCGACCGGACGCGAGUGGGAUUCGCAUGAGCUACGGGUUAACCCAGGAUGUUGUUGUCCCUCCUGCGGGGAGGGGCACUUGACUCUGCAUUGCAUGCACAUAGCAAACAAAAGCCGUCUGUUGUGAGGUGGUGAGAUUUAGGUCACCACGGGCGGGGGUUUGAAUGCAGCUCCACAGAACUAGGGAAUCAUAUCACGCAAUAGAC